CUUUCGCGGGCUUUUUUUCAGUACAAGAAGUUGCUUAAUGGCGGAGUAAAUAAGCUGAACGUCGGAGAGACAAGCAGCGAGCCAGGGACCCACGAUGGAGAAGUACACGCAGAUCGGCGAGGAGUUCUACGAAUUGGAGAGGAGGAAGAAGACCUAUGAUGACCGCUGGCCCUACAAGGAGAACUGCGCGUGUACCCCGGAGCAGAUGGCAAUAGCCGGAUUCCUCCACCAGCCAUCCGAUGAGGAGGUGGAUGCAGUAAUCUGCUUCUUCUGCUUUAAGGAGCUGGACGGCUGGGAACAGGAUGACGUGCCUUUGAUGGAACACAAGAAACAUUCAAGUGAUUGUGGAUUCCUGACGCGCAAGAAAGAAUUUGAAGAUCUUACAGUCCAAGAGUUUAUAAUUCUGGAAACGGAGCGACAAAAGAACCUGUUGAAAAAGGUCAUAUCGACGAAGAAGACGGAGUUUCUGUACCAGGCGGAUGCUGUUCGGCGGCAGCUCGAACAGCUCCACGAUCUGUAGAGAUUGUUGCGAGACCGAGAACCAAGUACUUAAAUCGCACGAGUCGAAUCGCGGAUGGCGCCAAAGCUUGUAAAUACGAUGGGGGCAAUUUUAAGGCAGUCGUCGCCUGCAAUUCUCUUACGGCACCAUUUUCCGUUUUGAAAAUAAUACAUAUAGAGCUGCCGAAUUCUGGAUAAAUGGAUCGCUCCUCCCCAGCAUGGUAAUUUGUGGUAACUUCCAAACAACCGCAAGUCGGAUCUGAACACAUGAUUGGUUUAAGUAACUGCGACUUGUAUUGUUAUUUAAUUCGUUAAUACAUAUUUAAUAAUUAUCUCUUAAUGCGAUUUCCACUCCAAUUUUGUUGCUCACGGGAAACCCAUCGCCGAUGACAAUUGGCCUAAUAUUUCCCCGGUGCGUCACAGACGAACCCAUCUCUGCUUUGCAAGCGGAAGCGGACCUGAUCAGUGUUGUUCAUUGAAUAGCUAAUCUUCUUGGUUCUUUCGGUAAAGUCCCUUCUACGUGACUUUACCGAAAGAACAAAGAAGAUGAAUCCCUGCAGUCACGAAAGCUUUAAAUCGAAAAAUGAAUAGCUAAUGUUUUAAUGUUGUGCACAUACUCUUAUAUGUAAAGCUAGUGAUAUUUCAAAAUGUCAGGCUAGCCUUCCAGUGAAUGCCUGCCAUUGUUAAUCUUUGCUCCACCAGUGGUCGAAUAAUAACAAGCGCUGGGUGGAUUUUUUUUGCAAAUUUGCAGAGCUCCUUGGAUGGUUGGAGUGCUUGUCGUUAACUCUUUUUUUGGUAAACUCGCUCAUAGUUUAAAGUUAAAUAAAGUUUCUUAAGUGCCCGCUCAAAAUUGUUGAGGCUGUGAUGUCGUGAGGGCUUCGUUUAUUGUGGGUAAUCGUGUAUUUGAAUAAAGUUUGAGCUCUUGAAAUUACUAGAAAUGGGCACUUCUAUU
Messenger RNA from Lethenteron reissneri (Far Eastern brook lamprey), 1450 nucleotides. RefSeq names its product baculoviral IAP repeat-containing protein 5-like. NCBI's taxonomy places the organism in Eukaryota, Metazoa, Chordata, Hyperoartia, Petromyzontiformes, Petromyzontidae. The record is from RefSeq and is a predicted model, not a curated record.